Messenger RNA from Anolis sagrei ordinatus, 901 nucleotides. It is a transcript of the gene CCDC122, whose product is annotated as coiled-coil domain containing 122. NCBI's taxonomy places the organism in Eukaryota, Metazoa, Chordata, Lepidosauria, Squamata, Anolidae. The record is from RefSeq and is a predicted model, not a curated record.
CUCAACAUGGCUACUAAUCCAACUAAUUCAUCAUUAGCUGAAGUUGUAAAACAAGUGGCUGAUCAACAGAAUACUCAAGCCUCUGAAAUACAAAGAAGUCAAACUACUCUUCAGUGGCUGCAGACUAAACUUCAGGAAUUUGAGAUGCAAAUGAAUUGUGUUGUAUCCGAAAGAAAGGCAACAGAAAGGCAAAUUUAUUAUCAAGACGAAGCCAUAGCAAGUACAAAACAUAAUUGUGAAAAACUGGAGGCUGAGAUUACUGCUCUGAGUGCUGAGAAUAUAAAGCUGAAAUUUGACACAGAAACACUACAAGAAGAGUUUCAAAUUAUGCUUCUAAGAAACAAUGCCUACUACCAGAAAAUAACUGCCCACAAAGACUACUUUGACAAGAUGGAAAGCAAAUUACCACUCAUGAUUGAGCUCACUAAAAAAAGAUCCACUGUCAAAGAGAUGAUAGCACACAGAGAGGUGCUAAUGUCUGCUCUUCAGUAUCCAGAUGUGCAUACUAGUCCAAUUCAGGAUGAAAUGAUUUCUUUGAAAGAGGACAUUAAUGUAAUGAAGGAAGCUAUCAGUGAAAAAGAAAAUGAACUUCAAGAUGAAAAGAAUGUGCAUGCAAGGCUCCGAAAAGAAAUCGAGGUUCAGAAUAAAAGAUAUGAAGCUAUACUAAAACGUCUGCAUUGUCAAGUGAAUAAACUUCAAUCCAAAAGAAGGCAGUGGCAGUGGAAUAUUCAGCAAAUGGAAGAAAAAGCAGCAGAACUAAGAAAGCUCCUUGGAACAACAGAUUAAGGGGUUAUUAUUUAUUCACCACUAAUAGAAAUUAAAAUACUAUGUAUUAUUCAAUGUCUAAAUCUUUUAUUUCCAAUGUUAUAAUAUUUUCAGUUACAAUCAUAAUAUAGAAAAA